Molecule: messenger RNA, 1449 nt
Organism: Lolium perenne
Lineage: Eukaryota; Viridiplantae; Streptophyta; Magnoliopsida; Poales; Poaceae
Product: GDSL esterase/lipase At5g45670
Molecular function (GO): hydrolase activity, acting on ester bonds
Source: RefSeq, a predicted model, not a curated record
CUCCCGUCCGUCAGUGUGAGAGUGUGACCAGCUCCUCAGCUCUUCCAUCCAUAUCCAAUUCCUUCUUCUGUGCCCGUGCCUAGCUAGCUACAUCUCUAGCUCUAGGCUCUAGCUAUGGAGACCAUGGAGCUGGGGCGGCUGACGUGCCUGGUGGCGGUGGCGUUGCUGGCGCUGGCGACGGUGGCACGGUGCGACCCGCAGGUGCCGUGCUACUUCAUCUUCGGCGACUCGCUGGUGGACAACGGCAACAACAACUACAUCGUCUCCCUCGCGCGGGCCAACUACCCGCCCUACGGCGUCGACUUCCCCGGCGGCUCCUCGGGGAGGUUCACCAACGGCCUCACCACCGUCGACGUCAUCGCUCAACUUCUGGGCUUCGACAAUUUCAUCCCUCCCUACGCCGAGACGGGCGGGGACCAGCUCCUCAACGGCGUCAACUUCGCUUCCGCCGCCGCCGGAAUCCGGGCCGAGACAGGCCAGCAGCUCGGCGGCCGGAUCACGUUCGCGGGGCAGGUGCAGAACUACCAGACGGCGGUGCAGACGAUGGUGAACAUCCUGGGCGACCAGGACACGGCGUCGAACCGGCUGAGCCAGUGCAUCUUUAGCGUGGGCAUGGGCAGCAACGACUACCUCAACAACUACUUCCAGCCGGCCUUCUACAGCACCGGCAGCCGCUACACCCCGGAGCAGUACUCCGAGUCGCUCAUCGCCGACUACCGCCGCUACCUCCAGGUCAUGUACAGCUACGGAGCCCGCAAGGUGGCCCUCAUCGGCGUCGGCCAGGUCGGGUGCGCGCCCAACGAGCUGGCGCGGUACAGCCCCGACGGCACCACCUGCGUGGAGCGCAUCGACAGCGCCAUCAAGAUCUUCAACCGCGGGCUGGUGGGGCUCGUCAACGAGAUGAACUCGCUCCCCGGCGCGCACUUCACCUACAUCAACGCAUACAACAUCUUCGCCGACAUCCUCGCAAACGCCGGCGCCUACGGGUUCACCGUCCCCAACGCCGGGUGCUGCGGGGUGGGGAGGAACAACGGGCAGGUCACCUGCCUGCCGUACCAGGCGCCCUGCGCUAACAGGGACCAGCACAUCUUCUGGGACGCCUUCCACCCGUCGGAGGCGGCCAACAUCAUCGUCGGACGGAGGUCCUACCGCGCCGCCUCGCCCAACGACGCCUACCCGAUGGACAUCGCCACUCUCGCCUCCCUCUGAUCUCUCACCUCAUCCAUCUCUUUUCAGUGUCUUCGUCAGGUACAGAAAUGUAUUUUGCUCUUGUUUUUCUUUACGGUGAAUACCCUCAUCAUGCAAUUUGUAACGGGUAUAGACAAAUAAUUGGUUUUCGUUGUAAGGGAUGCCUGAAUCGGUGGCAUCUCUGUUCGUGUUCAGCGGAGAGAAAAGGAGGAGUGCAGAAUUAAUCAAUUGGACAGUUAGAAUUCUGGGUUUUCAUUCGUA